AGAAGUCAAACCGGAAGUGGUUGUCACCUCCAGGUAAACAGCUUCAGAUCCGUGAUCCGGGGCAACGACGUUCGGAACCGGCUGCGGCAUCAUGGACGUGGAGGAUGAGAGCAUCCUGGUGUCGGUGUUUAAGGACAGCUUCCCGGAUAGCUGGAGGGAAAACCCGGACUUCUCCGCCUACCUGUCCGAGCUCAGCUCCUGCGGCCUGGACUCACUGAGCCGGGAGCCGGAGCGGCUGGCCGAGGAGCGGCAGCAGAUCCUCCAGCAGACCCGGGAGCUGGCCUUCUCCAACUACCAGACCUUCAUCCGAACCGCGGACUGCACCCAGCACAUCUACAGGGACUUCGGGAAGGUGGAGGGCAGCGUGUCCCGCCUGCUGGACAAGCUGCCCCGGUUCGGGGAGAGAUGCAGGGCCUUCAUGAAGGAGGCGGAGGAGAUCGCCGUCAGCCGGCGGAUGAACAGCCUGACGCUGAACCGCCACACCGAGAUCCUGGAGAUCCUGGAGAUCCCUCAGCUCAUGGACACCUGCGUGCGGAACGGCUACUACGAGGAGGCGCUGGAGCUGGCGGCGUACGUCAAGAGGCUGGAGAAGAAGCACGCCGCGCUGCCCGUCAUCCAGGGCAUCGUACGGGAGGUGCGUCAGUCGGCGCAGCUGAUGCUCAACCAGCUGCUGCAGCAGCUGCGCUCCAACUCCCAGCUGCCCGUGUGCCUGCGUGUGAUUGGCUACCUGCGGAGGAUGGACGUGUUCACGGAGGCGGAGCUUCGGGUGAAGUUCCUGCAGGCCAGAGGCAGCUGGCUGAGCUCCAUGUUGGCCGCCGUUCCCGAGGAGGACCCGUACUUCCACAUCACCAAGACCAUCGAGGCCUGCAGGGUCCACCUGUUCGACAUCAUCACUCAGUACCGCGCCAUCUUCUCUGACGAGGACCCUCUGCUGCCCCCGGCGGGGGGCCAGGCGGCCCUCAGCGAGGGCGCCAUUUUCCACGGCUGGGUGGUGCAGAAGGUGGCGGAGUUCCUGGAGACGCUGGAGAGGGACCUGCAGCGCGGCGUGGGGGGCCGGCUGGACUCCCUGCUGGGGCAGUGCAUGUACUUCGGUCUGUCCUUCAGCAGGGUGGGGGCCGACUUCCGCGGGCAGCUGGCGCCGCUGUUCCAGCGGGUGGCGCUGGAGACGUUCCAGGGGGCGGUGCAGGAGUCAGUGGAGAAGUUCCAGGAGGACAUGAACAUGUAUACGCUCAUCGCCCUCCCCUCUGCGCUCGGGGGCGCCGUCCCCCCCGUGGCCCCCAGCGUGCAGCCCGGCACCCUGCAGCCCCCCAUGGCUCUGUUGGACUUCCAGCCACUGGCCUGCUUCCUCAACAACAUCCUGAGUGCCUUCAACGACCUGCGCCUCUGCUGCCCCCUGGGGCUGGCGCAGGACGUCAGCCGCAGUCUGGAGGGCGGCCUGCAGGCGGUGACCCGCCAUGUUCUGGCGUUCCAUCGGGCCGAGCAGUCGGCCUUCAGCAGCAGAGAGAAGGAGCUCUUCGUCCAGUUCUGCUCGUCUUACGCCGAGGACCUGCUGCCCUUCCUGAACCGCUGCCUGCAGGUUCUGUUCCCUCCAGCUCAGCUGGCUCUGGUUCUGGGCGUUCCUGCCUCUCAGCUGACCCGCUACGGGGGCCUGGGCACCAUAGAUGUCUCAGCGGUUCUGCAGCCGCUGGAAUUCAUUCUCCCUCAGAAGGAGCCGGAACCGCUGAUGCCGGAGGUCGGCGCCACCGCGGAGCUGGACCCGCUGACCUUUGACCCGCCGCUCGGAGCAGCAGAAUCCGGUCAGUCGGAUCCAGCGGCAGAACUGAAGCCUGAUGAACAGGAGGAGGGACAGUGAGGACAGAACCUCUGCUGGGUUCUGGAGAGACGGACUCAUUCUGGACUCUGGUGAUGGGAUCUAAAUAACGUUGGACUGAACAGAACCUUCUGGAUGGUUCUGGUUGGGAUAUUUUUAUGUUCAAUAAAAAGUUCCUAAAGCGUC
This is a messenger RNA of Cyprinodon tularosa, 1996 nucleotides long. RefSeq names its product component of oligomeric golgi complex 8 (gene cog8). The coding region runs from base 92 to 1852 and encodes 586 amino acids. The transcript has 5 exons. NCBI's taxonomy places the organism in Eukaryota, Metazoa, Chordata, Actinopteri, Cyprinodontiformes, Cyprinodontidae. Gene Ontology annotation, biological process: intra-Golgi vesicle-mediated transport. The record is from RefSeq and is a predicted model, not a curated record. Gene Ontology annotation, cellular component: COG complex.